Molecule: messenger RNA, 1224 nt
Organism: Leptopilina boulardi
Lineage: Eukaryota; Metazoa; Arthropoda; Insecta; Hymenoptera; Figitidae
Exons: 6
Coding region: 196-1128 (310 amino acids)
Source: RefSeq, a predicted model, not a curated record
UUUCAGCUUGUCUGUCAGUCUGCCAGUAUGCCUUCCUGAUUACUUGAGUGCGGAUCGGUUCUCUUUUCUCUCUUUCUGCGAUUUUUUUUAUAAAAAAUAAUUUUUCUACUGAAAGUGUAUAAAAAAAAAAAUUUUUUUUUUUUAAAUUAAACAUUAAAAAAAAAAUUAUUAUAAAAAUUAAAAAAGAAAAAAAAAAUGUUACUCUCAAGAAUGACACGAAAAUUUUUGUCAAUUUUUGUUCUUGGCAUAUGCAAUAUUGUCAUUGUCAAAUCAGUUAAUCCUGCAACAACAAUUAUUGGUGGAAUAACAAAUGUUGCUACAAGUGCGACAAAUUUCCUAUACAAAGAAGGAUCAGAUAUAAUGAGAUUCUUGGAACGGGCAGUCGAUAAACCGAAGAGUAUCAUUUUAAAUGCAACAAGAGUGACUACUGACUUAAUCGACAGUGCCGCGUCAAAAGGAUUUGAAUUCAAAUUGAGGAGAUUUCUGGAAAAAUUUCGCUCAAGAAUGCCCCAUGGAAUACCUGAUCUUGGAAUUCCCCCACUGGAACCACUUACAAUUGAGGAGGCGGUUUUUGUAACGAGAAAUCCGGAAAUAGGAAAAGUGAAAUUAGAAUUGAAGGACGUGGAAAUUGAUCAUCUAUCAACAUUUAUUGUUGAUCGGGCAAGACUAUCAUUGAGUGGACCAACAAUUGCUGUUAAUAUAACAGUACCAACAAUUUACGCUCAUGGUGAUUACAAAUUAUCAGGAAUAUUGGGAGAUAUGUUCCCUCUAAAGGGUUCUGGACCAUUUCAAGUUGUAAUUUAUGGAUUUAAAGCCUAUGUACAUACUGUUCUUGGCUAUUCAAGAGGAAUGUAUAUGAAAAGUUUUGAACUCGAUUUUUCACUCGAGGCGGUUGAUCUUGCACUUGAAAAUUUAAUGGGAGAUGAAAAAGUCAGUAAAGUCAUGAACGAGGUUAUAAGAGAAAUUGCACCAGAAGCCGUUGAACUAAUAAAGCCCGAGAUUUUGCCAAAAAUUCAGGACUUCAUUGCAGCACGGGCAAACGAUACAAUUUAUCAUUUAACAUUAAAAGAGGUAUUAAAUGUUCUUAUAGGCGAAACUGAAGUUAGAGAUUUUAUAGUUCUUCCAUAAAAUGUUUCUAGUUUUUCUUUUAAUUACCAAAAAAAAAUUGAUAUAUUUAUAUUAAAAACAUUGGACACCCAGCUACGAUUUAAAAAAAAAUAGAAA